AUGUACGUGAUACUCACCUCUCACAUCUCACCACUUCUCACCUCUCACCACUUCCCACCUCUCUCCACUUCUCACUCUCAACCACUUCUUACCUCUCACCACUUCUCACCUCGUCACCACUUCUCACCUCUCUCCACUUAUCACCUCUCACCGCUUCUCACCUCUCACCGCUUCUCACCUCUCUCCACUUAUCACCUCUCACCGCUUCUCACCUCUCACCGCUUCUCACCUCUCACCCACUUCUCCCUCUCACCACUUCUCACCUCCUCUCCACUUCUCACCUCUCACCGCUUCUCACCUCUCACCACUUCUCACCUCUUACCACUUAUCACCUCUCACCGCUUCUCACCUCUCACCACUUCUCACCUCUCACCACUUCUCACCUCUCUCCACUUAUCACCUCUCACCGCUCUCACCUCUCACCGCUUCUCAACCUCUCACCGACUUCUUCACUCUCACCACUGCAUCACCUCUCCAUCCACUUCUCACCUCUCCUCCACUUCUCACCUCUCACCGCUUCUCACCUCUCACCACUUAUCACCUCUCACCACUUCUCACCUCUCACCACUUCUCACCUCUCACCACUCUCACCUUUACCUCUCACCCUUCUCACCUCUCACCGCUUCUCACCUCUCACACCACUCUUCACCUCUCUCCACUUCUCACCUCUCACCCACUCCCACCUCUCACCACCACUUCUCACCUCUCGGCACGGCCCACUCGACAGCACCACCACGUGUGGGCAUGCCCUGCAGGUGCCACUUGAUAGUCUGCUCUCUCCGAGUGUGCUGCACACUACCAGUGCUGCACUCUAACGCCCCCUUUCCCUCCCUGUUUCCUGCUCCUCCUCCCCUCCCACAGGACCUGCCACGUGUGGGGCAUGCUCUGUAG
Molecule: messenger RNA, 891 nt
Organism: Closterium sp. NIES-65
Lineage: Eukaryota; Viridiplantae; Streptophyta; Zygnematophyceae; Desmidiales; Closteriaceae
Source: the annotation of a GenBank genome assembly